CAGAACUAUAAACAAAGAAUUCACUAGUUCAGAAAUUCUCUGCCAUAAACUUGGUGGUCUCUGGCAAGCCAACACCUCUUAGCCCUUGGUGGUUCAAGACCAGCUACUGGGUCUCAAGAGCAACGCUACUCCCAUUCAAAUAUCUGACAAAAGGUUAGGCUUCCCAAGUGCAUGUUUGGGUUAUAGUUGUGUCCCGACUCUGAAAAGGUUGAAUACUAUUACUGUUAUCUCUCUACUGUAAAUAUGAAGCUUAUUCCAAGUAUUAUGCCCACUUUAGAGAGAUUAUUGAGAGAAUGUGGGAAGCACAUCAAGUACUUUGAAGUGCAUUAGAAAUGCUAGAUAUUAUACUUAUUGAAGAAACUUGUGCUGAGCUUUUUGGAGAAAAGGCAUGAUACAAUUAAGCAUGUAUUUGACCUAAGAUCGUCAUUAAAAACGUGACACUUCUGAAAUGCUCUCCAAGGUGAGAAAAUUUCAUAAGCACUGAGGCUUGAUUCACUCAAGUGGCAUUUGUUUUUCUUUGCAUUCAGUUACACGGCAGGAAGCAGGGAAUUUUUUUAGCGUGGUCCAGCUCUUUAGUCCUGGGUGAGUCGCUGCGAUUGACAGUGUCUACAUGUAAGAAGCUGGUUCGCAUGCCUCCCCUCGGUGGCAUCGUAUACACAUGUACACAAUCAAUUGGAGAAUACAAACUUUGUGUAGAUUGUGUCUCUAAAGAUAUGCUUGAUGUGCUGAGUUGGCCAGGUACGAUAUUGUUAAAGGUGUGGUCUUGAUCAUGAGGUCUUCUCCCUCUUAAGCAGAGAUGGGGAAUUGGGGCCCUCCUAGAUGUUGCCAAAUAUUGGUCAUGUUUGCUAUGGCUGCUGGAAGGUAAAGUCCAGCAAUAUCUGAAGGGCCACAGGGUCCCCAUCCCUGCUCUCAAGUAAAACAAUCCAAAAUCAUGGUAGGUGCAGUUAUAGUAAAUUAGAAGGAUUGGCUGUAGUGUCUAUUUGUUUCUCUCUAAGUAGAUAUUCUCCGCAUAAUAUUCUCUGGCUGUAGCCUGUUGGCUCUUCAGCCUGCACCUAUCAAGAAAUAAAGAUUUAUGUCCUGGACGAUUUCAGUUUAAAAGGAUAUAAUUGUGCAUCGGUGUGUGAAUAUUUCAUGACACUACGAUAAGUUAUCCACUUGAUAUAUGACGUAGUACCUAAGGACAGGCAAAAUAAUAAUAAUAGGAAGAAGUGCUCAGUUAAUUGCAUUGGUAAUGAUUUCAGCAGACUAAAAAAUGGAAAGGGAGCUGGUGUACUAGAAGCCCAUCCUGAAAAAUAAGCUUUCUACCUCUUCCUUGAAGAGGCAAAACUCAUAGCAAAGUGUGAGAGGCUGCCAUACUGCUUGCAACGCUGUGAGCACAGCUCAAUGGGGUGAGACAUUCGUUCCCAGAAAUCACCCGAAGUUUAUUUCUAGCGGUUUCUGACCCCGACACAACACCCCUAAGCAGACUGUACUUAGGGCAGUCUCUGGUAUCUCCACAUAAAAGGAUACACUCUUCCACCACACUUGAGGGAAGUUGGCUAGUUUAAGGAGUGGGGAAAGAAGGCUGCCUGGUCUACACAUUUAGGUCCCUCAGCAAUGGGGCUAUCUUUGCUGGUUUAAGGUGGAACAGCGGAGGGGCUGCUACGGUUGCCCCCCAGCAUCUGCUCCCUGAGGGGUUGCCUCACUCUGUUGAAUGUUUGGGCUGACCCCAUUACUGAGUGAAGACGGGAGUUUGCCUCACCAUUUUUCUUGCGAAGGCACAAGAACUGAGGAGACACCGAACGUAGAUGAAUACUAAGCAAGCUAGUCAUGCUCCAGUAUUAUUAAGCACGACUACCUUCCUGUAAGAUUUCUAGGCUUCUUUCCAAAUAUCCCCCUUGCAGGAAAAUAUUUGAAAUGGCAGGCUUUCAGAUCAGCGAACUAAAAUUGCAAUUCCUAUAUUGAGAAAAGCUUUGACCCUUUUGUCGGAGCGCCUUCAGUCUUUUCCCUGGGUAGUUUGCCUUUCUGUACUGAAUGGGGAAACCUCAUACUGUGUACUUUAUUAAUGUCGUUCUCAUUGAAUUUUUAAAAAAUGCUUUAGAUAGAAUAGACUUCCACACGAACAUGAUCACAUGCAGUAACGCAAAGUUUUAUUACAACAAUCCUCUGUAACAUUAACCCUUAACCCUGUCCUGCUUUUUUUAAAAAACAAAAACCCAGUAUUAUUUAACUGAGCAUUUGAUUUUAGUAGUAAUUCUGCUUUUGCCUUAAGUUAAUUUAGUCAGUUAUGGUGGAUACAUCUACAUAAUUUAUCAAGUUCAUUCAGUUGUAAGUGUAGAGUGGGGUUUUUUAAAUUUUAUUUAAAAUUGUGCAAGUAAAGUAAGGAGGAGAAGGAAUGGAAUGCGGGAGCGGAGUUGAACAACUGAGUUCUUAUUCAUUUAUUUUUAUUUUUUUAUUUUUAUUAAAUUUGUAUACCACCCUUCAUCCAUAUAUCACAGGGGAAGAGUGGAGAAGGAGAUCCCUUGUUUAUCCCAAUACCUUGCCCCCCCCCCAAAUCCAGAAUUUGAGAGUGAGUUAAAAACAGAAACAUCAUUUCAUUGCGCCCAUACCAAAGGAGAACACUGUUUCCUCAGUGGCAUGCUUUUUUGAAUUUGUCUGUAAAUUGAAAGUUGCCAGUUUUAAAAACAAAUAAACGGGGUGGGGAUGAGGGAAAGAAAAGCUCUGUAGGGUAUAUUCUGCAAGUGCCACUGGCAAGUUAACCAGGCUCCCUUGGCUGUGAUACCAGAAGAGCUAGGCCUCAAAGCCAGCCUCCAUUACUGGCGUUCCAUAAUGGUGUCUCUUAGAAAAGUUGUGAGGGGGACCUUGACUGAGGGGCCAGAGCUCAGCUUUUGCAGGGCCUGGGCUAAGUAGGAAUGAGUGUCAAUAGAUUAGGAAGCUCUAGAAGCCUUCGCUUCCCACACAGUCCUUAGCAAGCCUUAGUGACAAAACUGCCACAUCCAAGCUCUCUCUUGUACGCCGCUUUUUAUUGAACGUUGUGAGGAAUUACUAAGCCAUUCUUGACUGGCAUGACUCACAAUGCCAUAAUGCUGACUAGAAUUCUAACUUCAUAAGCGGCGUUAGAAGUGGAGAUAUGAAAGCUAAGAGCUAAGCGGCACCUUAAACCGAGAUUACAGGCACAACAACAGAAUGUUUUCUGUUUUUGUUUUAUAAUAAGAAUCAUAGGCUUGUCCUGCGUCAGGAAUUUUCCUGACACGUUUCCAGGUGUAAAAAUGGCGUGGGGGGGGGGUUUGCCGAAUCGGCAAAAUGUCAGUGAAAACCCGGAUGUAUGGUAACGCAAUGGAAAAAGUAGCGGAAACAGUUCCAAAAGCUUAAAAUUACUAUUUGGGGUGGGGAGGUUUCCCCAGAAAAAGUUGACAAUUUGGGUUUGUUCCCCAAAAAACCUCAAGGGCACCCAGGGUUGCAGGUUCAAGCUGGCACUCCUUGCCCCAAAUCAGAACUUGAAGCUGGGGUCUCUUUGGUGUAUGCACAGUAUAUUCAAAAUAUCCACUUUGCCACACUUUGAAACACACAGUGCCUCUGUAGAACAGAAAGGGGGCAAACCUAGUAUUAAAGUACCCUUAUUGUGAGGCCACAGAGUGGUAAAUGGGGACUUUAUGAGUUAACUGCAACAAAUUAUAAUGAUCUGCUCUCUGUGGAGUGUCUCACUUAGUACCCUAACCUUUUCCUAAUGUUGUAACAGAAAAGGUGCUUACUGUAUGGGAAAAGGUGAAAAAACUUGAAUGCCCACAGAAUUAUUAGCUCUGUUAGCAGAUCCUCCAAGUGCCCCUAUUUUCCAGGGACGUCCCUGAUUUAGAGACGUCAUCCUGGUUUCUGAUUUGAACCCGGAAUACCCCCCUUUUCCUUAGGAUGUUCCUAUUUUCAUUGGAGAAAUGUUGGAGGGUAUGGCAUUAUCCAACCCCCGAGCCGUCUAAAGGCAAUCCUGUAUAGGGAAGGGUUUUUUUUAAUGUUUAAUGUUUUAAUUAUAUAUGUUGGAAGCCGCCCAGAGUGGCUAGGGGCAACCCAAUAAGAUGUGUGGGGUAUAAGUAGUAAAAUUAUCAUUCUGGAAUGGGACGUCCCUAUUUUCAUUGGAGAAAUGUUGGAGGGUAUGGUUAGGCCUGUGUGUCUACUAAAUGUUUAUGACAGUCUCGCUCAUAGAUGGUUUGCAAACUCUGCAUUCAGAUGGUUGGGAUCUGUAUUGCUGAGCCACCUUGAAGUUAUAAUUCACCUCAGAGUAUCACUAACAGUGCUUGAUUGACUCAUAGUAAUAACCAGAACAAGGACUGCACUUGGGGAAAGUGCCUUUUUCUCUUCAAGGCCUUUUUGAUUCAAUGGAAGCUUGUUUCUGGUGCAUGUACAAAUGUUUUGCACAGUUGAAAGAGAGUGAGUGCACCGUUUCCCAGGGCUAAAAAUAGUCAAGAGCUAUACAUGUCUAAUCUGAAGCUUCAUUGAGCUCAAUGGGACUUACUCUUAACUAAGUGUGCUUAGAAUUCCUAAAAGUGGAGUUCAUCUCUUAUAUUUUGUAAAUGACACCUUCUCUUUGCACUUUACUUCUCCUCUAGCAUUAUCAAAACUCAGUAUAACGUGACUUGUUAUAUUAAUGCUAUUUAUAAGGUGCAAACAAAGGUCCCACUACUUUCCCUUCUCAGUUUGUAGUGUUCCGUAAGUGUCUGGUACUGCAGAAACUUUGGUGACUGUGUCAACAUGGCGGAAGGCCGUGGGCAAGAAAAGACACGGUGGACUGCAACCGUAAUUGUGAGUUCAUCUCUUCAGGUACUGUAUCCUACCAUUUGUUCGUACAAGUUGCUCUAGCCUCGCAAAGGGUCACAAAAUAAAUGGGGCUGUGUAUUCCACCCUUUCUAGGAACACCUAAUAUAGAAGAGAGAGCCAUGGCAUCAAAGCUUAACAACAAUGUCAGAACACAGCUCUACCAUGUCCUCAUAUGACUGGGAUUAAGGCCUCCAGAUUAGAGAGGGUAGUCUGCAAACAGAUUUAAGACCCACCACCUUUUAAAUUAAAAUUAAAAUUAACCGCUGUGUUGCAUUAAGGAAUUGACCGACAUUGAAGCAUAGUGUAAUGGGAAGCACAAUUCUUUAAGCAGCGAAAACUCCAAAAGUGCAGAGGGCACUCAGGUUAAACCAGUCCAACUGACACUGCUAUCCCAUUAGGUUUCAGGGGGGGCACCCGGCUCCUUCAGAGCGCCCAGGAAAUCCCACAGUUCUGACCACAGUUUGAGUCCAAAAUUGCCAAUCAAUUGUGCUCUUUCCUAUUGUCAAAUAAACCCAAGUGGCCAGGGGAAGGCACAGAAAUACACUUGCUUUUUUUGUUCUAGCACUCCCCUUCCACAAGUAUCUCCAGUUAUUUAGUUACUGUGGCAUCAUAUUGACCCUAGCGUACAUUACCAAGGGGAUACUAAACAGAUCUGGCUAGGGCUAUUUACUUAACGAAAGAAACUGGUUUGAUGAUUUUACCAGUCCUCUUCUUCUCCAGACCUGUCUUAUAGCUGCAGAAUUACAGUACUGCGUUGGAAGAGGCCCCAGGAGGUGUUUUAGUUUAAUCCCCCAAAACGCAUAACAAUAUUUUAAUUCCAUUAAAUCUGUGUAGUGGCUGUUCAGAAGUGAGAUUUUCUGAUAAAGCAUGCUUACAGCAGUCGACUUCUUAUAUUCCUGUGCUUUCCCCCACCCCAAACACUCCAGAGGGGUUAAAUGCCAUGAUCAAAGAGCAUCGACCAUAUUAAUAUGUCCAUAUCAAUGAAAUCUAAAACACUAAUGGCCUGGCUAGAACAAAAGCACAAAACAGAAGACCUUGCUUUAUCAGAUCAAAGGCCCAUCUAAUCCAGCAUUCUCUUCUCACAGUGGCCAAUCAGAUGCCUAUUGGAUGCCCAAUAAAGGACAUGAGUGCAAUAACACACUCUCCACUUUUAUUUCCCAGGAACUUGGUAUUCAGAGGCAUGCCCAGUAGCACACAACCAUUCUGACUCUAGUAGCCACUGAUAAACUUUACCCUCCUUGAACUUCUCUAAUUUUCCUUUAAAGACCCGUUCUGACGAAUAGCGUUGAACUAGGACCCGGGAGACUGGGGUUCAAAUCCUCACUCAGUCAUCAAGCUCACUGGGUGACCGUGGGUCAGUCACUACCUGUCAUCAGAAUCUACCUCACAGGGUGGUUUGGAGGAUAACAUGGAGAGGAGGAGAGCCAUGUAUAUUACCUGAGCUCCUGGGUGUAUAAAAGCAAAUGUAAAUAAAUAAAUACCGUAUUUUUCACCCUAUAGGGCGCACUUAUUUUUUUGGGGGGGAAUAAAGGGGGAAAAAUAUUUUCCCCCCCCCCGAGCCCCAAAGGGCAAAGAAACCAUGACAGCGAGCGGGAUGGAUCCCGCUCACUGUGCUGUCUUCGCUUUUAGCCUCGGGGCUGGGGGUCCAGGGGCGAAGGCGAGGUUGCGCUCAACCUCGCCAUCACUCCCGGAGCUUGCUUGCGGGGCUGGGGGCAGGGGAAGCCCGAGCUUCCCCCAACCCCAGCCCCCAGAACGGGUCUGGGAGCGAUGGGGAGGUUGUGCAACCUCGCCAUCGCUCCCGGAGCUUGCUUGCAGGGCUGGGGUCGGGGGAAGCCCAAGCUUCCCCUGACCCCAGCCCCCAGAACAGGCAAUUGCCUGCAAGCCUUGCAAGUUCCCGCCGGGCUCCCAAGGCUUGCGGAUAGCUUCCUGAAGCCUGGAGAGCGAGAGGGGUCGGUUCGCACCGACGCCUCUCGCUCUCCAGGCUUCAGGGAAAGCCUGCAUUCGCCCCACAGGACGCACACACAUUUCCCCUUCAUUUUUGGAGGGGAAAAAGUGCGUCCUAUAGGGCGAAAAAUACGGUAGUUGGGGGCUAACUUCCAUCCUUCUUGGGAUGUUCCCAAUUUGUAAAAGUGACUGAAAGAAAAUAGGGUGAGUGAGCUGGAGUCUAUAAGUGUUGUGUUUUGCACUUGGAAGACUUUUACAUCAGAAUCAUAGAAUCAUAGAAUAGAAUCAUAGAAUCAUAGAGUUGGAAGAGACCACAAGGGCCAUCGAGUCCAACCCCCUGCCAAGCAGGAAACACCAUCAGAGCACUCCUGACAUAUGGUUGUCAAGCCUCUGCUUAAAGACCUCCAAAGAAGGAGACUCCACCACACUCCUUGGCAGCAAAUUCCACUGUCGAACAGCUCUUACUGUCAGGAAAUUCUUCCUAAUGUUUAGGUGGAAUCUUCUUUCUUGUAGUUUGGAUCCAUUGCUCCGUGUCCGCUUCUCUGGAGCAGCAGAAAACAACCUUUCUCCCUCCUCUAUGUGACAUCCUUUUAUAUAUUUGAACAUGGCUAUCAUAUCACCCCUUAACCUCCUCUUCUCCAGGCUAAACAUGCCCAGCUCCCUUAGCCGUUCCUCAUAAGGCAUCGUUUCCAGGCCUUUGACCAUUUUGGUUGCCCUCCUCUGGACACGUUCCAUUUUGUCAAUGUCCUUCUUGAACUGUGGUGCCCAGAACUGGACACAGUACUCCAGGUGAGGUCUGACCAGAGCAGAAUACAGUGGCACUAUUACUUCCCUUGAUCUAGAUGCUAUACUCCUAUUGAUGCAGCCCAGAAUUGCAUUGGCUUUUUAGCUGCCGCGUCACACUGUUGGUUCAUGUCAAGUUUGUGGUCAACCAAGACUCCUAGAUCCUUUUCACACGUACUGCUCUCAAGCCAGGUGUCCCCAUCUUGUAUUUGUGCCUCUCAUUUUUUUGCCCAAGUGCAAUACUUUACAUUUCUCCCUGUUAAAAUUCAUCUUGUUUGUUUUGGCCCAGUUCUCUAAUCUGUCAAGGUCGUUUUGAAGUGUGAUCCUGUCCUCUGGGGUGUUAGCCACCCCUCCCAAUUUGGUGUCAUCUGCAAAUUUGAUCAGGAUGCCCUUGAGUCCAUCAUCCAAGUCGUUGAUAAAGAUGUUGAAUAAGACCGGGCCCAAGACAGAACCCUGUGGCACUCCACUAGUCACUCUUCUCCAGGAUGAAGAGGAACCAUUGAUGAGCACCCUUUGGGUUCGGUCAGUCAGCCAGUUACAAAUCCACUGAGUGGUAGCAUAGUCAAGACCACAUUUUACCAGCUUCUUUACAAGAAUAUCAUGAGGCACCUUGUCAAAUGCCUUGCUGAAAUCAAGGUAGGCUACAUCCACUGCGUUCCCUUCAUCCACCAGGCUUGUAAUUCUGUCAAAAAACGAGAUCAGGUUAGUCUGACAUGACUUAUUUUUCAGAAAUCCAUGCUGACUAUUGGUGAUCACAGCAUUCCUUUCUAGGUGCUCACAGACUGUUUGCUUAAUGAUCUGCUCCAGAAUCUUCCCUGGUAUUGAUGUCAGACUGACUGGGCGGUAAUUAUUUGGGUCCUCUCUUUUCCCCUUUUUGAAAAUAGGGACAACAUUUGCCCUCCUCCAGUCUGCCGGGACUUCGCCUGUUCUCCAGGAAUUCUCAAAGAUGACUGCCAGUGGUUCUGAGAUCACAUCUGCCAGUUCUUUUAAUACUCUUGGAUGCAGCUCAUCUGGCCCUGGAGACUUGAAUACAUCUAAACUAGCCAAGUAUUCUUGUACUAUCUCCUUAGUUAUUCUGGGCUGUGUUUCCUUUGCUGAAUCAUUUGCUCCAAAUUCUUCAGGUCGGGCAUUGUUUUCUUUAUCGGAGAAGACUGAGGCAAAGAAGGCAUUGAGGAGUUCAGCUCUUUCUGUGUCCCCUGUUUGCAUUUCACCAUCUUCUCCUCUGAGUGACCCCACUGUUUCUUUGUUCUUCCUUUUGCUACGGACAUACCCAUAAAAGCCUUUUUUGUUGCUUUUAACCUCUCUAGCAAGCCUGAGUUCAUUCUGUGCUUUAGCUUUUCUGACUUUGUGUCUACACGUGCUGGCUAUUUGUUUGAAUUCCUCUUUGGUGGUUUCCCCCCUUUCCAUUUUUGUACACAUCCUUUUUUAAUCUUAACUCAGUUAAAAGUUCUUUAGAUAGCCACCCUGGCUUCUUUAGGCACCUUCCAUGUUUCCGUCUCAUUGGUAUUGCCUGACGUUGUGCUUUUAGUAUCUCCCUCUUAACAAACUCCCAGCCAUCAUGAACUCCCUUUCCUUUUAGUAUUACUGUCCAUGGGAUCUCACCCAGCACUUCCCUAAGUUUUAUGAAGUCAGCUUUCUUAAAGUCAAGAAAUUGAGUCCUAGUAUGCUUGGCUGCUCCCUUUCCGCUGUAUAGUAAACUUCAGAAGAGCAUGAUCACUCGCGCCUAAUGAUCCUUCCACUUCUACCCCACUAACCAGGUCAUCAACAUUGGUUAGGACCAGAUCUAAAAUGGCUGUUCCUCUUGUUGCUUCUCCCACUUUCUGGACAAUGAAGUUGUCUGCAAGGCCAGUGAGGAAUCUGUUUGACCUUAUGCUCUUGGCUGAGUUUGACAUCCAACAAAUAUCCGGGUAAUUGAAGUCCCCCAUUACUACUAUCUCCCUUCCUUUUGCAUGCUUGGCCAUCUGUUCCAGGAAGGCAUCAUCUAUGUCCUCCGUUUGGCUUGGGGAUCUAUAGUAAACUCCCACAGUGAGGUCACUGUUAUUCUUCUCUCCCUUAAUUUUGACCCAAAUGCUCUCACUUUGGCUUUGAGGUUCUAAAUCUUGGAUCUCUUCACAGGUAUACACAUCCCUGACAUAUAACGCCACUCCUCCUCCUUUCUUGUCUGGUCUGUUUCUCUGAAAUAGAUUGUAUCCCCCAUUAUUACAUUCCAAUCGUGGGACUUAUCCCACCAGGUUUCAGUGAUGCCUAUUAUGUCAUAUUUAGUUUGCUGUACCAAGAGCUCAAGCUCAUCUUGUUUAUUUCCCAUGCUUUGCGCAUUAGUGUACAGACAUUGAAGUCCAUUAAUCAUUCCCCGUGACUCUUAUUUAAGGAUUUUUCCUCCCACCACUAGGUCUGUGUGCUGUUUGCUCCAUUUGGUCUAUGACAUUUGGAUGAUCAUCUUCAUCAAUUGAUAGACUCCUACCUUCAGGAGCACUAUCUCCCUCCCCCACAUUAGUCAGUUUAAAGCCCUCCUGAUGAGGUUUCUGAGAUUUUUGGCAAAAACAUUUCUCCCAACCGUUGUGAGGUGCAGCCCAUCGCUUGCCAGAAGUCCAUCUUCAAGAAACUGCAGUCCGUGAUCUAAGAAUCCAAACCGUUCCUGUUUACACCAUUUGCGAAGCCAGCUGUUCACUUCCACUAUUUUCCCCUCUCUCCCUGGGCCACGUCGUUCAACUGGGAGGACAGAUGAGAUCACAAUUUGUGCAUUUAAUUGCUUCAAUUUCCUGCCUAGAGCCUCGUAGUCUCUUUUGAUCUUCUGGAGGCUAUUGCUUGCAGUGUCAUUGGUUCCCACAUGAACCAAGAGGAAGGGGUAUUUGUCAGUGGGUUUUAUGAUUCCUUGCAGUCGUUCAGUUACAUCUUGGAUCUUAGCCCCGGGAGACAGCACACUUCCCGAGACAUCUUGUCAGGCCCACAGAUCACUGCUUCUGUUCCCCUCAGUAGGAAUCCCCUAUCACCACUACACGCCUCCUCUUAGGUUUGGCCGGGGUUCUUCCGUGAGCUGUCCGCUCCAAGGUCGCCUGCACAUCCCUGAGGACUGACUUUGCUGCUCGUCUUCAUAUACCUGAUCGACUGUAAUGAGGGAGAGAUCCUCAAAUGGAGUCUGCUCUUCGUCUUCCAUGCUAGGGAGAGGACCUCAAAGCGAUUGUGUAUUUCUAAACAAUCAGAGCGAACCCUGGGCCUCCUACUUCUUUGAGUCACGUUUCUCCAUAUAUCUGGCUCCUGUGUUGGUGAACUAGCGUCCUUCUCAGGGGAGUCCCCUGUCUCCUCCUUGGUGAAGACGGUGUGCUCUGUUGCUUCCAAGAAGAGCUCCAGCUCUCUAAUUCUUUGUAGCGUAGCUACACGUUCCUCCAGUUGCUGGACUUUGUCUUGUAAGAGGGCAAUCAACAUGCAAUUGCUGCAGGUAAAGCUGCCUGCAACCUUUGGCAAGAUGGCAAGCAUUGCGCAGGAACCGCAGGCGACUGCAGCUGUUCCCUCCCCCUCCAUCUUGAGAACGUGUCGUUGGGGGUGGCUACAGUGGUCCUCCAUCAUAAAAAGCGUGAAGACAGGAAAAAUAACUCCCCCCACAAAAAAAACCUAGGUCUUCCCCCAACAAACGUUUGAGACUAGCUCCCCUAAAUCUAAAAGAUGGAUCAAACUGCGUGCGCCGCUAGGCGCGCGCCGCUGCCCUGCAAUCUCAGGAAUGAUGUGGGAGACGCACUCUCUUAUGGCUGUUAAGUGCCACUUCCUAUCAGGUUGUAAGAAACCCUUUCUUCCUCCAACACUUGCAGUAGCAGCACCACCUCCGUGACAUUUAGAAUUGUUGCCCACCUGAGGCCAUCCCUGCUUCCCAACAAACAAAGUGGCUUUUGCAUUGACUUUUUGUUAGUACAGCCAGUGCUCGCCAAUGUGUUCCCCUUCCCUCCUUUUCCCCUCUGGAGCCUUCCUUUAGUUCGUUAAUAGCAAUUACAGGAUGCAAUGAACAGUCAUAAUGACAAACAGGCGAUGCAGAAAGUGCUAUAGAUGUUUUUAUCUGGGUUCUCCUUGCUUUCAGGAAGCAUUUUGAUUGAUUAAUCUAUAAUGUUGAUCUUUGUUACUCUUUUAAUGCAGUUUUUUUAUUAGUUUCCCUUUUCUUGUUGACAGGAACAGUUCUUGGAGGCAGUACAUUGUCAUUGCACAUGCUGACAUUGUUUUUGAUUUAUAGAAUAGAAAGAAACUUGGCUAGCUUAUUUUAAGAUGAAAACUUGAUUGAUGGGAUACCUGGGUAAUCUGUGACCCUCCGGAUGCAGCUGGUCUACAGCUUGCAACAUCUCUGGCUGGGGCUAAUGGGAAACAGGCCCUCUUUAAAAGCUCCUGCUGCAUUUGGAAUACGUCUUCUGUCCAUUCCUAUCCUUUUUCUGGGUCCACCUUACUUUCCUGACUGUUUUAAUGAACAGAAGGGGAAUGGGAUGACAGAGGCAGGAGGAACCGACAGGAGAAGACUCAAACAUUUUCUCAUUGCAUUGGGGAGUUUAAUGGAUGGCUCUCCAGGCUGCAACUGGGACAACUGUUAAGUUCUGUUGUAUGGCAAGCUAAACACAAAGCACCCUGGUUAUAAUGAGCAAUAUUUUAAUGAAAAGGAUGCAUGUUUUAUAAUAUACGUUAGCUUAGUGGGAAGAGGAGUAAAGGUUAAAAAAUGCUGUAGAUAUUUCUGACUCUCUCUUUUUUGUCAUUAUAAUAGAACCCAAUUAACUUUAUUUAGAACUGGUGAGCAUGUUUUAAUCCUGUAUUUUAUAACUUAUUUAGGGUCAUGAAAUUUCAAUGUCCCUACAAAAUCAGCAACACCGGGUUCGAUAUUCAGAUACAGUGGAAAAUGGAUCAAUAAUUUUCUCUCUUUCUGGUACAGUAUCUUAAAUUAUGGGAAAUGUGACCAUUAAUAUUUAUUUAUUUAUUUUAUAUUUAAUUCAAUUUAUUUAUAUUUCAUUUAAUGUAUUUAUUAUUUAUUUUUAUUUAUUUCAUUAAAUAUAUACACUACUUGAUUGUAUGUGUGUUUAUAAUCUCAAAGCGCUCUACAGGGCUACUUAACCUGUAGCAUUCAAUAUGGAAAUUAAGAGUGACAAGUUGUACACAUGGUGGUCUUGCAGCAUCCCUACAACAUAAUUUGGGUCAUGGUAUCAAUAUGCUUUACAUCCAGUGAAUUUUAUGGAGGGCGUAAUCUCAGUCUCUAUAACUGACUCUUUAGAAAUCCCCCAAAGCCAAGAACUUUGUUAUCUUUCUCCCAAACUGGACAUAUUCACAUCUGAAGGAAAUUUUAGAAUGCUUGUAGCCAGAUAUAAAUAGCAGAAAAUGAUCCUGUAGACUUAUAAGCAAGGCAGAAUAAUUUUAAACCAUUUUAAGCUAUGAAUGUUGAGUUUCACAGUACAGUUCAACAAAAAAACUCUUGUUUGUUAUUAUUUUGUUCACUUAAAUAAAUCACUAACAAUUUACUAAAUUCUCUGUUUAAAAGAGACAGUCCCUACCCAUUGGUUUAAAAUGUAAAUAGACAUCACACAAAAGGAAAAAGGAUGAGGAGGAAAGAGGAAGACAAGCAAAUUCAUGUAUACAUUUUUAAUGUGUUCCUCAUCUUCCUAUCCUAAUUUGAGAAUCACUGUAAUAAACUAAGCAGAUAGGAUCAGGACACUGUAGAAACAAUUAGCCCCCUUUCAUCUGUUUGUAUGGGGCUUCCAAGUAAACACCCAGGAAAUGGAUGAAAGAGUAGCAAUGAGUCUAUCUUCCACGUUCAUAUGCUUAGGACUACAGCUUUAUAUGAACAAAACUCUAUUUCAGUAGUAAAUAUACCAACUAUAUAUGUAUUUGACUAUUUUUUAUAUGCAGGUAAGUCUGACUUGAUCACCAUAUUUCUUCUUGCCCAGGAAUUGCAUUUUUGCUGGUCGAUGCUCAAGGCUUAUUUUUCACAGAGAGAGAGGUUUUAUUUGAAAGAAUAAAGAAGUUCAUGACCAUCCACAGGAAUGGAUUUUUGCUUUUGUCAGCUGCUCGUCAUGGACCAAAAGAAUGGGAUGGGAUGUUCAGAGUUCAGCAGAGGUAUGAAAUUUAAAAAAAAACCAAUAGUUUGUUUUAUUAGUAAAGGAAACUAGGUACAAUAAUAUGAAGUGUUUGCUUAAUUAUCAAAGAUGUAGGUGAAUUUGAUUUUGCUCAAAUAAUUUAGCCAAAGAAUAAAAACCCCGUUGUCAUAUUGCAGUAUAUAAGAAAAUGAUGCAUCUCGGUCAGUAUGACUUGGCAUACUCAAGUUUGAUAACAUGAGUCAAUUUUGGAAAUUUAACAAGUCAUCAUUCCCUAAGUACAAGAGAACACCAUUUUGUGUUUCCUUUUCAGAGACUGAGGGUCCUAUCCUUGGAAGGCAACCUGGAAGUAAAUCCUGUUGAUUUCAAUGAGACUUACUUCCAUGCAAGUAUUUGUUAAGACUGCAGCAUAAGUUCUGAUAGUCUAAAAAUGAGAAUUACGCUUUUGAAAGUCCAGAUCAUUAUGCCAACAAAAAAGCAAUUGGCAGGGGUAGUACAACCUAACUGAGGGCGUGGCAGUACAGUGGUACCUCGGGUUACAUACGCUUCAGGUUACAUUUGCUUCAGGUUACAGACUCCGCUAACCCAGAAAUAGUACCUUGGGUUAAGAACUUUGCUUCAGGAUGAGAAGAGAAAUCAUGCAGUGGCAGCACAGCAGCAGCAGGAGGCCCCAUUAGCUAAAGUGGUGCUUCAGGUUAAGAACAGUUUCAGGUUAAGAAUGGACCUCGGGAAUGAAUUAAGUAUGUAACCAGAGGUACCACUGUAGUACUGCAAGAACAGAGCAUAUCCUGGAGUAACAGGAUGCUUCAAUAUUAAAUGGAUGGUACAAUAUUAAGUUUAUGUUCAAUGUCUUAAAAGUGAGCUAGGAAAUUGUCCCAUCUGAUCAUAAUGGCCACUAUUGGUAACAUAAUUAUCUCUGUGUGUUCUCUCCUGCAUUUAAUUUCCCUCUGACCUCCUUGUUUAAAUUCCUCCUCCCCUGCCCUCUCUCUGUUUGUCUGCAACUUGGGCAAACACUUCAUGCAAACCUUACGGUCCACAAAUAACAUCUUGCUGAAGACAAUGCUGAAACACUUUGGGAAAUAAACAAAAUUGGAAAUUUUUUUUGUGACCCUUUAGCUUGGCCUUUUUCUUUUUAUUUCAUCUUCGGUGUAGCCCUCUUGUUUUCCAUGUAGCUCAGUAACGUGUACUCCUGAUUGUAGUGACCGCCUGGGGUUUAAGGAAGGCGUCUUUUCCAUCACCUGAAUUCUUGGUGCAAAGAAAAUAUAGAGAAAGGAGAAUUCCUGGAUGUCAGGCUCCAAGCCUGGGAACAGUGGUAGGGAAGGACUUUGACUACCUUCUGCUAUCCCAAUCCUAGUGAAAAUGAAGUACCAGCUUUUGCAAAAUCCCAAUUUGCUGCAAUCAUAUUAACAUACCCUUAUGUAACAGCAUGCUCCAAUUCUAGUCCAUGCUGUAAAAAAUAUGAAUACUGUACUUAGCAUGAUUGACAUUUUGAGGGUUGUUUCAGGUUCCUAGGCAGCAAUUUACGAAUAAUCCCAGUCCACAAUGCCGCUGAAGCUAUUAAACUCAUGCUAACUAUAGCAAAAGUAAGUAGCAGAAUUUUAUUGUCAAAUAAUAACGUACAGCAAAACAGCUAUGACAAUAUAGAAUACAUCAACUAGAGCCAGGGCUUUCUCGGCUGCGGCUCCAAUCUGGUGGAACGCUCUGUCACAAGAGACUAGGGCCCUGCGGGACCUGACAUCUUUCCGCAGGGCCUGCAAGACAGAGCUGUUCCACCAGGCUUUUGGUCAGGGCACAGCCUGACUCCCUCCUCUGGCAAUCUGCACAGAAUUUUGCUUAAUGGUUGCCAUCAAUUUGAUUUUAAUUAAUUUUUAUAAUGAAAUGUUUUUAGAAUGUUGGAUUAUUCGAUUGUUGUUAGCCGCCCUGAGCCCGGCUUCGGCUGGGGAGGGCGGGAUAUAAAUAAAAUUUAUUAUUAUUAUUAUUAUUAUUAUUAUUAUUAUCAAUAGGAUUUCCACAUACUUUUUUGAAAAGUCUCUCGUACAUGCUAAGCAUGUAACUACAUCUAAAAUGAGCCAAUGUGGUUUAGUGUUUUCAGUGCCAAACAAGAACAGGGAAGGUUCUGGUAUAAAUUCCUAUUCAGUCAUGAAACUCAUUGGCUAACCCUUACAGGGCUGUUGUGAUUUAUUUAUUUUUAAAGGAGGGUGGGAAGAAUAACCAAGGAUAUCCUUGGAGGAAAAGUGACAUGUAAGUGAAUAAAAUAGUUAUUUGCUAUUUGUUGCUUGUAAUACCAAUUAUAGAUACUUGACUGGCAGAUAUAUAUAGGACCUAAUGCUUAAUGUGAUAUAUGAAUAAGAUACAAUACUUCUACAUAAAUACUUCUGGCAAUUAUUAUUUAAGAAUAUAUACCGUACCUAAUUUUUAAAAAGUGUUCCCUGUAGUUUACUUUGCAGCAAAACCAGAAAUAGAAUUAAAGACUAAGACUAUUUUAAACUAUGCUCUUCAAAAUAACUACUUGUUCCUUUAAAGAGUUACUUCAGUUUAACCUAAGGUUUUUCUUUCAAUCACACCAAUAUAAAAUCAGAAUUAAAGUAUUAAAUUUUAAGCCUUUUAAAAUCUAGUCACUUGACUACGAGUCAUUUGUAGACUUUAAUUUCAAAAUAGAAGCCAAAAUUAUCUGAAACAGGACCCUGCAAGUAAAAUCUGUUAUUUUACAAACCCUCUUUAGUACUUUCCCUCAGGAUCUUUCUUUCUUGCAGAAAGAAUCCAAAGUUAUUUUCAACUCUUAUGCUGUAUUAAUUGCACAAACCAUUACUAUAACCUGCUUUAUUUCUCUCCUUGUAAAGACUACUUCAAAACCGCAUCUGGACAACAUUCGCUACAGAAUGCUAAUGGCAAAGACACAGAUUGUAGAACAAAGCUGUGUUUGGAAAAUGCUUCAUCAGUGUCAACUGGCUUGUAGUUUUGUAAACACCACUUAAUAUUUUAUUCAAAAAAGUUUGGCCAUGUUUAUUUGCAAAAUAGUCUCAAUUUUGUGCUUUUAAAAAAUGUAUCCACAAAGCAAUAAGCAUGUCACUUUGGAAAGUGCAUUUUUGGAUGUUGCAUUCAGAAUUAAAAUCAGUGUGUGAUUUCUUAGUUUAAUUUCCUGUAUAACCAUCCAAGACAUAUUACUGUUCACUUGAAAUAGAUAGCCAGAUGUAAAAUACUGAGGAAGAAUGGUCAUUAUUCAAGAGUAACACCUUUUAAAAAUGUACAUAACUUUGCAAAUAAAUGGCAUAGUUGUAGCCUACCCAA
Messenger RNA from Podarcis lilfordi (Lilford's wall lizard), 16850 nucleotides. The record is from the annotation of a GenBank genome assembly. NCBI's taxonomy places the organism in Eukaryota, Metazoa, Chordata, Lepidosauria, Squamata, Lacertidae.